GUGGUACAGUUGCCAGUUUGUCUAGUGCUAUACUGUGUACUACAUGCUACGUGAACCGUUCAGAUUUAUCGGAGCUGUAUUGAAUGAAAGUUGUCUGCCUCGUCUUACGAUCGUACGGUUCAUGUGUGCAGUGUUUUAGUUGCUAAUUAAUACUGUUAUAUACAUAGUGAUAAUAAAUACAUAUUUACUUAUAAAUUAACAAAAACAUCAAUGAAAUUUAGUUCGAAUUGGCAAUGAGUGAAAAAAGCGAAGAAAACUCGGACAUCAUUCAAAAGUCAAUAGGAGUAUUUGGACGAUGGCACAUAACAGUCUGUUUUAUCAUAUUUUUGGUCAAGUUUCCCGUCGCCUGGCACCAGCUAAGUAUAGUUUUCUUAGCCCCGCCAGCGGAUUUUUCUUGUAUAGAAAACGGAACAGAUCAGUGUUCGGCGGAUUGUACGAAGCAUAUUUUUGACAGAUCGAUUUUUACUGAAACCAUAAUCACUCAGUGGGAUCUAGUAUGCAGCCGAACGUAUUUAGCAAGUUUUGCCCAGACCGUCACCAUGCUUGGCAUUCUUUUUGGAAGCAUGCUUUUUGGAUAUUUUUCAGACAGAUACGGUCGAAGAGAUCCAUUGAUAGCUGCAGUGAUAUUACAAGUACUCUCUGGAACCGGCGCCGCUCUAUCUCCUUGGUUCUUUAUGUUUCUCGUCAUGAGAUUUUUAGCCGCUUUGGCGACAGGAGGAACCAUGGUUAUUAGUUUUGUACUGAUAAUGGAAAUAGUAGGUCUUGAAUGGCGUACAACUAUUGGAAUUAUUUAUCAAAUUCCCUUCAAUAUUGGUCAUUUAUUGUUGCCACUUUUUUCAUAUUUCCUUCGAGAUUGGAGGUAUUUUCAAUUGGCGAUAUCUCUACCAUCUGUUGUUUUGAUAUCGUACUAUUGGAUUUUGCCGGAAUCUCCAAGAUGGCUACUCACAGUUGGCAAAAAAGAAAAAGCCAUCAAGUUACUGGAAAAGGCCGCUCACCGCAACAAACUUCCUACUGAAAGUAUCAAAGAAGAUGUCUAUAACUACAUGCAAAAAAACGAAAUCAGUGAAGAAAAACAAGGUGGUAAUAUCAUGGAUUUAGUACGGACACCUACAAUGAGAAUGUAUACCAUGUGCAUUGGUUUCAAUUGGUUUGUAUGUGGCCUUUGUUUUUUCGGAAGUGCUCAAUACAUUGGACAAUUGGGCGGAAAUAUUUUUGUAAACGUUGCCUUAUCUGCCGUCAUACAAAUUCCCAGUACUUGUUUUUCGGUAUGGGCAGUAAAGGCGUGGGGACGAAGGCUAACUUUAAUUAUUAGCAACACAACAGCUGGUGUUUCCUGUAUUCUUAUAGCACUAGUACCAGAACACCUGGGCUGGCUAAGGACUACUCUGAGCUGCGUGGAUAUGUGUGGUUUAGCGGUAGCUUUUUCAGCAGUGUAUAUUUUUUCUGGAGAACUAUUUCCAACAGUUGUUAGAAACGUAGGAGUAGGAACCUCAUCGAUGUGUGCUAGAAUUGGUUCUAUGGCUGCACCCUUCAUUGCAGGCCUCGUUUUAGUGCAGUCUUGGUUACCUCCCGUCAUUUUUGGUGUUGUUCCUCUUAUUGGUGCUAUUCUUUGCUUAAAGUUGCCGGAGACUCUUGACUGUAAACUUCCUGAUACCGUUGAAGAAGCGGAAGAAUUUGCGAAAAAUCGGACAAUAACAACGAAUGACACGGAAAUGAGAUCUCAGACGUAAUUAGUUGCAGUACUGUGUCAACAUAAAUAAAAAACAACACCUCAAUAAGUAUCUGUACCUUAAUUACCUUGUCAUUACAAACAAAAAAAUUGUAAGGAGGUAGAUAGGUCAUGGAAGUAUAAGACGGUUAAAUAAUACUAAUAACUUUCAAACAAACAUGUUUUGUAUUCACUACUUGUAAUGUACACACCUUCUUCUUAAAUUUUAAAUGGCUGUGACAUCACAACUAUGAGACAGGUAAUGGUACUGGUAAUCUUAUACUUGUUCUAGUUUUAAAUAUAACGAAUUUAGCACAGUUUCAAAUGUUUUCAGGUAUAACAUCAAAAUAUGUCAAAAAUGUGUUUAGUUUUCCAGCAAAACAUAAAUGGAGGGACCUAAUUAACAAUUGUUGCAAUAAAGUUAUCUAAAGGGAUAUUGUAAAAAAUAAUAUAUGUAUACUACAAAUUUUAUUUAUUAUGUUUUAUGCAGUUAUGACUGAAAUAAAAAAACGU
Messenger RNA from Zophobas morio, 2221 nucleotides. Its product is annotated as organic cation transporter protein-like. Lineage: Eukaryota; Metazoa; Arthropoda; Insecta; Coleoptera; Tenebrionidae. Gene Ontology annotation, cellular component: membrane. The transcript has 4 exons. Bases 234 to 1730 code for a protein of 498 amino acids. Gene Ontology annotation, biological process: transmembrane transport. The record is from RefSeq and is a predicted model, not a curated record. Gene Ontology annotation, molecular function: transmembrane transporter activity.